Messenger RNA from Salvelinus fontinalis (brook trout), 5675 nucleotides. Its product is annotated as tetratricopeptide repeat protein 39B. The record is from RefSeq and is a predicted model, not a curated record. Bases 819 to 2567 code for a protein of 582 amino acids. NCBI's taxonomy places the organism in Eukaryota, Metazoa, Chordata, Actinopteri, Salmoniformes, Salmonidae. Gene Ontology annotation, molecular function: protein binding. The transcript has 19 exons.
AAAUAAAGGCACACAGAGCCUCAGAGCGUGUCGUGGUGCGUCGCUUUUGGACGCGAGUCACAUUAUUAAAAUGAUCGCUUCCAGAGUCUACAGUUGAGUCGAUACUAGAACACCGCAAUCCAGAAGCCCGUAACCGUGCCACGGCAAAGAUUAGUAUAGUCUAUAGGCGACUGUCCUCUCUGGGCCUAUUUGUCUAGGCUGAAUAAACGUUCAAAUGAGAAGGACCGAUUCACAUAUAUAAAUGAAUUCUCAACUAGACUAGGCUAUAUGCAGCAGAGAGUGAAUAAGGCGCGGAUUGCUAGAAAUAGGCUGAAUGCCGGCGUUUACCGGGGUUGUUGAUAUCUCAACGACCGGUUGCGCGCUGCCUUAUAUCCUGUUUCUUGACUGCUGACGUGACACCUGGAGACUGUCGUUCUUUCCGUGAUUGACCAGAGAAAGUCUCGAGGGCUGUGUAGUCAGGACGGACUGGGCUGGCCCGGUGGAAACGGUUUUCCUGUUGUCUUGGCAGAAGGCGGACCGGUGUUGAGCGUUCCUGGGAGUGUGUAUCCCGCGAAAGGAAGGUGGAAGGAAAAGCACCGCCGAAAGAAAGCAUUCAGCUGGCUAAACAGCGAACCGUCCAGGCAAAAACACUCCAACUGGAUUUCCUGUCUGAACAGAGACGGAGAGACUCACCACCGCCGAGAGAGAGAGAGCUGGACCAAAACGAAAUAAUUUUCUGACCUAAUGAAUAACUAGCCUUUUCUUCUGCUAAAGUCCUAACUUUGUUAAGAGUUUCAGUCGUUUACUGGCUUUGCUGCUAGCCUUCUACCCAGCUAACCAUGGCCCACGUCGGGAACGGACCUGGGAAUAACGCCGAUGAUGAGGAUUGUUUUGAAGAUGCCUACGACCGGAUACCCGUGGCUGGUAAGAUGGACUUGAAGACGUCCAUAGAAGAGUGUUCUAUGGCUCUGAACCUGGUCCUGAACAACAAAUUCUCAGAGGCCCUGGACCUCCUCAAACCAUGGUCAAAGGACAGUAUGUAUCAUGCUCUGGGCUACAGUUCUAUCCUGGUGAUGCAGGCUGCCAUGACGUUUGAACACAGAGACAUACAGACAGCCAUGGCUGUCAUCAAAGAGGCCUUAACAACCUGCCAGAGGUUCAGGAAGAGAAACUCUGUGGUGGAGUCUAUCUCCAGUCUGGUGACCAAACAAUCUAAUGACCACCUCAGAGAAGAGGAGAUGCAUGCAGAGAUCUGCUAUGCUGAGUGCCUACUGCAGAAAGCCACGCUCACCUUCGUACAGGAUGAAAACAUGAUCAGCUUCAUCAAAGGAGGAAUCAAAAUACGCACAAGUUACCAGAUUUACAAGGAAUGUCAGAAUAUUCUGAAUGUGACUCAGGACCAAAGCAGUGAAUCAUUCAGGCAGUUCGAAGGAGGAGUGAGACUCGGUAUCGGAUCCUUCAACCUGAUGCUGUCCCUCCUUCCUCAGAGAAUCCUCAGGUUGCUGGAAGUCAUUGGUUUUUCUGGCAACAGAGACUUUGGUCUGUCUCAGCUGAGAGAAGGAGCAACUAGCCACGGUCUCAGAGCUGUCCUCAGUGUGUUAACGUUGCUGCUAUACCAUACCUACGUUACACUCAUACUGGGUACUGGAGAAGGAAACCUUGUAGAGGCAGAAGCCUUACUGGGACCUUACCUCGAGAAGUUCCCUAACGGUUCUAUCAUUCUGUUCUAUUCUGCUCGGAUUGCUGUGCUCAGAGGAAACUUCGAGAAGGCCCAGUUAAAGUUUGAGGAGUGUAUCUUAGCCCAGUCUCAGUGGAGACAGAUUCAUCACCUGUGUUACUGGGAGUUGAUGUGGAGUCACUCCUUCACUCAGGACUGGCUGCAGGCAUACAGAUACGCUGACCUGCUCUGUAAGGAGAGUCGCUGGUCCAAGGCCAUCUAUGUCUACCAGAAGGCUGCGAUCCUCUCUAUGUUGCCUGAGGAGGAGAUCAAGAAGACUGGAGAGAACGUGGUCGAGCUGUUCAGGCAGGUAGAGGGGCUGAAGCAGAGACUAGCAGGGAAGUCCAUACCUACUGAGAAGUUUGCAGUGAGGAAAUCACGAAGAUACAACGCCAGCAACCCUGUUAAACUGGUGGUUCCAGCACUGGAGAUGAUGUACGUAUGGAAUGGUUUCACCAUCGUAGGGAAGAGAGCCGACACCACAGAGAGUCUCCUCAUAACCAUAGAGAAGACGGAGGAGGAGCUACGCAACGACCCCAGUCCGUCAGAGUACCAUCCUGAUGACCAGUGUCUGGUUCAGAUGUUAAAAGGUCUCUGUCUGAAACACCUGGGCAGACUACUGCAGGCCGAGCUCUGCUUCACACAGGUUCUGUCCAGUGAGCGGAGAAUCCGAUAUGACCACUACCUGAUUCCCUUCACUCUGUAUGAGUUGGGUCUGCUCUACAAACAACAGGGGGACUACAUCAAGGCCACACGAUACAUAGAGAACGCCAAGUUGAACUACAAGGACUACUCCAUGGAGUCCAGGCUUCACUUCCGAAUCCACGCAGCUCUCAACAGUCUCAAGGGAUCGCCUGUCAGCACACCAUAACUACAGCCCAACUACAAUCAAUUGUACACCACAACUACAGCCCAACUACAAUCAGACUACAAUCAAUUUUACACCAUAACUACAGCCCAACUACAGCCCAACUACAAUCAGACUACAAUCGAUUUUAUACCAUAACUACAGCCCAACUACAGCCCAACUACAAUCAGACUACAAUCGAUUUUAUACCAUAACUACAGCCCAACUACAAUCAGGCUACGACCGAUUUUACACCAUAACUACAGCCCAACUACAAUCAGGCUACAACCGAUUUUACACCAAAACUACAGCCCAACUACAAUCAGACUACAAUCGAUUUUAUACCAUAACUACAGCCCAACUACAGCCCAACUACAAUCAGACUACAAUCAAUUUUACACCAUAACUACAGCCCAACUACAGCCCAACUACAAUCAGACUACAAUCGAUUUUAUACCAUAACUACAGCCCAACUACAAUCAGGCUACAACCGAUUUUACACCAUAACUACAGCCCAACUACAAUCAGACUACGACCGAUUUUACACCAUAACUACAGCCCAACUACAAUCAGACUACGACCGAUUUUACACCAAAACUACAGCCCAACUACAAUCAGACUACGACCGAUUUUACACCAAAACUACAGCCCAACUACAAUCAGACUACAACCGAUUUUACACCAUAACUACAGCCCAACUACAAUCAGGCUACAACCGAUUUUACACCAUAACUACAGCCCAACUACAAUCAGGCUACAACCGAUUUUACACCAUAACUACAGCCCAACUACAAUCAGACUACAAUCGAUUUUACACCAAAACUACAGCCUAACUACAAUCAGACUACGACCGAUUUUACACCAAAACUACAGCCCAACUACAAUCAGACUACAAUCGAUUUUAUACCAUAACUACAGCCCAACUACAUAUGGACUAGAAUCAGACUACAGCAUAAUUAGACGAACUCUCCAAUCGACAUACUAGGACUACAACACACUAGGACUACAACACACUAGGACUACAACACACUAGGACUACAACACACUAGGACUACAACACACUAGGACUACAACACACUAGGACUACAACACACUAGGACUACCCCCAAGCUACACUCUGACAACAUUUUAAAUGCACCCCAACUACAGUUGGACUACAGUUGGACUACAGUUGGACUACAGUUGGACUACACCCAGACCUGUCGGUCACACUAUCAAGUACUAUGAAGUGUGUGUGUGUGUGUACUGCAUAUAGUAUGGAAAAUAUACAAUAUUGUCUGGUAAUAAUGACUAUGUAUGUAUGUAUGUAUGAAGGAUGUACACUCCUCUACGUAUUUACGUUUACGUUUAUUUACGUUUAAUUCUGCUCUAUACUCCAGCGUUUUGGAUUUGAGAUCAAAUGUUUAUAUGAGGGUUUAUAUGUGGGUAUUUUCAUACAGAUCUGUUUUACCGUUCAGAAAUAAAUGCACUUUAUGUAUCUAGUCCCCCUAUUUGAAGUUUUCAUAAGUAGACUAUUUGGACAAAUUCACUUAUUGUUCAUAACAUUUUUGUCAAAUGUUUAGCAUUUGGUCCCAUAUUCAUAUUUAUUGACUACUAAGCUUGUGUGACUACAAACUUGUUGGAUGCAUUGGCAGUUUGUUUUGAUUGUGUUUCGUGUUAUGAUGUGCCCAAUAGAAAUUAAUGGAUGGAUUAGCCAAAAUGCUAACCUCCCCUGUUAUUGUUAAUGGUGAGAGAUUAGCAAAAAUGCUAAGCUCCCCUGUUAUUGGUAAUGGUGAGAGAUUAGCAAAAAUGCUAACCUCUCCUGUUAUUGGUAAUAGAUUAGCAAAAAUGCUAACCUCCCCUGUUAUUGGUGAUGGUGAGAGAUUAGCAAAAAUGCUAACCUCCCCUGUUAUUGGUAAUGGUGAGAAAUUAGUAAAAAUGCUAACCUCCCCUGUUAUUGGUAAUGGUGAGAAAUUAGUAAAAAUGCUAACCUCCCUUGUUAUUGGUAAUGGUGAGAGAUUUAGUAUUCAUUCAUGAUUAUGUGUAAUCGUGGUAGCAUCCACAUUAAUGUAGAAGUGUUUAUAAACAUAUUCUAUUAUUAUUUACUAUAAAAGUGACUCUAAAAUGACAAUAUAUUAUUUACCAUUCAUUGCUAUUGGGCAUUAAAUGAACUGAAACAAAAGUAAACAUUUGAUCUCAAAUCCAAAAAGCUGGAGUAUAGAGCCAAAUUAACUGUUUUACACUGAACAAAAAUAUAAUCGCAACGCGCAACGAUUUCAAAGAGUUACAGUUCAUAUCAGGAAAUCCGUCAAUUUAUUUCAACUCAUUAGGCCCUAAUCUAUGGAUUUCACAUGGCUGGGAAUACAGAUAUGAAUCUGUUGGUCACAGAUAGCUCAGCUUCCCUGUUUCAAACAGUUUGUACAUAGAUUCUUCGGUUGUGAAAACCCAGUUUCAACAGCUGUCCUGGUGCCUGGUCUCAGAUGAUCCCGCAGGUGAAGAAGCCGGAUGUGGAGGUCCUGGGUUGUCGUGGUUACACGUGGUCUGCGGUUGUGAGGCCGGUUGGCGGUACUGCCAAAUUCUCUAAAUCGACGGCUUAUGGUAUAGAAAUGAACAUUUAAAUUAUCUGGCAACAGCUCUGAUGGACAUUCCUGCAGUCAGCAUGCUUGUUGCACGCUCCCUCAAAACUCGAGACGUCUGUGGCAUUUGGGCUGUGUGACAACUUCACAUUUUAGAGUGGCCUUUUAUUGUUCCCAGCACAAGGUGCACCUGUGUAACGAUCAUGCGGAUUAAUCAGAUUCUUGAUAUGCCACACCUGUCAGGUGGAUGGAUUAGCUUCACAAAAGAGAAAUGCUGACUAACAGGGGAUGUAAACAAAAUGUGAGAGAAAUAAGCUUUUUGUGCGUAUGGAAAAUGUAUUUUAUUUCAGCUCAUGAAACAUGGGACCAACACUUUACAUGUUGUGUUUUGUAUUUUGGUUCAGUGAAGGUUCUGUCCAUAUAAACAGAGUGUCUAUAGGUCUGACAUGGUAUAUAAUAGCACUUCAAGGAAAGCAGUGAAGACAUUUUGUCAGACUAUAUUUAUGUUAGUUGAUUAGUUAGUAGUUGUGUAAUUUGAAUAUGAAUAAAUAUAUAAUCUAUUCUCACCACAACCAAA